Pseudocercospora fijiensis CIRAD86 is the source of this 2151-nucleotide messenger RNA. RefSeq lists its product as uncharacterized. Bases 1 to 2151 code for a protein of 716 amino acids. The record is from RefSeq and is a predicted model, not a curated record. Gene Ontology annotation, cellular component: extrinsic component of mitochondrial inner membrane. NCBI's taxonomy places the organism in Eukaryota, Fungi, Ascomycota, Dothideomycetes, Mycosphaerellales, Mycosphaerellaceae. Gene Ontology annotation, biological process: ubiquinone biosynthetic process. Gene Ontology annotation, molecular function: kinase activity. The transcript has 3 exons.
AUGUCCGGCAAGCGGCUGAUUGAUGCCGCGCGACUUGCUGGAGUAGGUCUAAAUGUGGUCAAGAACCACUUCAAGAUCCGCCAGGAGCAAUGGCAGCUUUUGACGAAGACCUCGUCUGUUGCUAGAGCCGUGAAGAAUCAGACGGAUAGAGUGACUGUGACUGCGGCGGCUGCAGUUGAAUUAGCCAAGAGAGUCAAUGAGACUGGGCCGCAAUGGAGGGAGGAUGGAGCAGAAUAUAUGCGACGGCAAGGGAGAGCAGCUGCUAAAGAGGUGAACAACUUGAGGAACGAUGCGGCAACAAUGGCGAAAGAUGCAGAGCUCCAGCGUCAAGCAGAAGCACAAAUACCUGCUCAAGCAGCAGAUACACAGGUGGCAGGUAGCGGGCACGACACAUUCAACGAGCGUUCAGAACAUACAUCGCCUGAGCUGUCAUCAUUGCCGCGAACCAAAUUGCCAAAGCAUGCAGAGAAGGCGUCAGAUGCGGGCGAAAGCCUGCAAGAUAAGAAGUUGAACCAGGAUACAUAUCCUGUCCCCAGUGAAGGCGAUGAACAGCUGCCGGAAGGUGUCAAUAUAAACGCUUUCCACAGCCCGAGAGUGUCGAGAAUGGUGGGCGCCAAUGGGCCCCAAAUGCAAAACCCCUUCGCUGCGCGGAAGAAGCUACCACCGAAACCGCUAAAGGAAAUGGAGGAGGCUAGCAAGCGAUGGGAGGAAGAGAGGAGGGCAAAGGCGCAGCAGGACCUUGCAGCUGAGAUUGCGCAGGCCCAAAAUGCAGCUGUUGAAGAACAGCCUGCAAGCAAGCCAUACGAGAUGCACGAGUCGCGCGUACCUGCAACACGCUUUGGCCGAAUAUGGCAAUACGGCGGGCUCGCGACAAGCAUGGCCUUUGGAGCUGUGGGCGAAAGCUUUCGUCGCAUGACAGGAGGCACUGGUACAGGAAGCCUAAUGCUCAGCGAGGGCAACAUGAAUCGACUUGUAGCAAAGCUCAGCCGUAUGCGUGGCGCAGCUUUGAAGCUCGGCCAGAUGAUGUCCUUUCAAGACUCCAAAAUCCUGCCUCCGACCAUCAAUGCUGUGCUGCAAAGGGUACAGGAUAGCGCCGACUACAUGCCAUCGUCGCAGCGAGACAACGUCCUGAGCAGGAACCUUGGCUCAGAAUGGCGAGAACUGUUUUCUAAUUUUGAGGACAAGCCUUUCGCUGCCGCUUCUAUUGGUCAAGUUCACAAGGCCACGCUGAAGAGUAAUGGCAAAGAUGUGGCUGUCAAGGUGCAGUAUCCUGGUGUUCGGAACAGCAUCGAUUCUGAUCUGAAUAAUCUGUCCCUCCUCUUGACUGCAUCUCAGCUACUGCCAAAAGGUCUGUUCCUUGAUAAGACCAUCGCCAACGCUAGAACAGAGCUUGGCUGGGAAUGUGACUACGAGCGCGAAGCCGCAGCUUGUAAGAAGUUCAAAACGGAGCUCUUGUCCGAUGAACAAGAUAUCUUCGUCGUACCAGAGAUCUAUGAUGAAGCUUGUGGUGACGAUGUUCUCACAGCAGAGUUCAUGCACGGUACUGCAGUGACCAAGAUCCGUGAUCUCAGUCAGCCAGAGCGCGACUGGAUUGGGACGAACAUUCUUCGCCUCUGCUUACGAGAAUUAAUGGAGUUCAAGUACAUGCAGACCGACCCGAACUGGACCAACUUCCUCUACAACCGGAGAACAAUGAAGCUCGAACUUCUAGAUUUCGGUGCCUCGCGCGCCUUUCCCGACAAGUUCGUUGAGCCAUAUGUCGAGCUCCUCAUUGCCGCUUCAGGCAACGAUCGUGAGGCAUGCCGUGAUCUGUCAAUCCAGCUAGGCUACCUCACAGGACACGAAAGCCCUGGCAUGCUCAGAGCGCAUGUCGAUAGCAUCCUGACUCUAGCAGAGCCUUUCGUGGAAAGUGCUCCAGAAGUGUACGAUUUUGAAGGUCAAACUGUCACAGAUCGAGUACGGAAUAACAUCGGUCUGAUGUUACGAGAACGACUCGCGCCGCCUCCCGAAGAGACCUAUUCGCUGCAUCGCAAGCUUUCCGGGGCGUUUCUGCUUUGCGCGAGACUGAAGAGUAAAGUUCGUGCACGAGACAUGUUUGCUCAAGCGAGGGAUGUGUGGAGAGGUCGUGCGAAGAAUGUCAAGAUGGACUGA